This is a messenger RNA of Cercopithifilaria johnstoni, 213 nucleotides long. Lineage: Eukaryota; Metazoa; Nematoda; Chromadorea; Rhabditida; Onchocercidae. The record is from the annotation of a GenBank genome assembly.
AUGUCGAAAUUAAAGAAAAAUUUAUCGAAUUAUUCGAUAGCUCGACUUGUUGGUACCGAUUCAUCGACCUUAGAUCAUAAUAUGAACAAGCCGACAAAUUCGCUAACAAAACCAUUUGAAAAUCCUACAGAUCAUCAUCGUAUUGAGAAUUAUAACUUACCUAUGAACUUACCUCCAAAAAUGAUGCAACCGAUACAACAAGGUUGGUGCUAA